Messenger RNA from Girardinichthys multiradiatus, 5585 nucleotides. RefSeq names its product fidgetin-like. Gene Ontology annotation, molecular function: ATP binding; ATP hydrolysis activity; microtubule severing ATPase activity. The coding region runs from base 1043 to 3316 and encodes 757 amino acids. The transcript has 4 exons. NCBI's taxonomy places the organism in Eukaryota, Metazoa, Chordata, Actinopteri, Cyprinodontiformes, Goodeidae. The record is from RefSeq and is a predicted model, not a curated record.
AAACUUUUUUUGGUAGUUUUUUUGGUCAAGGUGAAUGAAAUCAUUCCAAAAAUCCAAAACAAUUUUGACCUAAAACUUGGGUUUUCUGGAAGAAAGUUGUAGAAGAAGGGAUAAGUCAGUUUUCUCCAUCACAGUCCAUAUCCAAAUCAGCAACAGUUUUGGAACUAACCAGAGUCCAGAAAUAAAACUUGGCAAAAAAAUAAAAAAAAAUCUGCACAAGAGAUGAUACAUUUGGGAAAAUUUGCAUGGAAGAGUCGACAAAUAUCACCAGCUCAAGUUAAUGGAUGCUAACAAACUGCUAUUAAGACAGAGUGAUGAAAUUUAAAUCAGAAGCCCUUUCAGCAAAGUAUUAGUUUUGUGGCGUCCAAACUUAUGCAACAAGAUUAAUCUUCUCCUUUUUUAAAUUUUUUUCCCCCUCUAACAGAUUUGUUCGUAUUUUCGUAUAGUUAUAUAGGAUAUAUGUUACGUCGUGGUGUGACUUUUUAAAUCGUAAUAAAUGGAAUUUCAAUAGUGUUCUGUAUGCUUUUUAGAUCCUUUUCACCUAAUAUAACUCCUUUAAUUCUCUUACAGCUUUUGGUUUGGGUUUGACAGGCAAAGCUUGUUAGUUGCCCCCCACCCCCGGCCUCUCUCUAUCUCUCUCACUCCCUCUCUCCCCUUACUGGCGUGAGCGCAUGCGCACUGGGGAGCGCACUGGUCAGUCUGAGAAGCAGCUGUUCGGGGCUGGUGAAAUUCCAACAUGGCAGUGGUCGUGGUCAGUGUUUCCUGCGUUAACUUGGGAUGGUUUCAGCUCCAGCGCAGCCCGGCUUAACCUCGACACCCGGCAGUAGCCCCUCCUCGGGAUCGAUGCGACCCCAACCCACCCCUGCGUGAGGGGUCAACCUGUCGCCGAAUAAGAACAAAUAUUUAUAAAAAGGAGGAAAACACACAGCACGACAUGAUCAGCAGCAGCAGCGUCUAUGAUUUGGUCGUUGCAUGGACGAGUUUUUCCAGGUACAAAAUGGCGCCACACCGGGAUGUUUCUUAGCCCUAAGCAGGCUUGAAGAUGCAGUGGACCCCCGAGCAUAGCCAGUGGGCCGAACAGCAUUUCGACAUCUCCUCUACCACCCGCUCACCAGCCCACAAGGCUGAAGCCUACAGGGCGGUGUCUGGCCACCUGCAGCGGUCCACCACCUACCAGUACGCCUGGGCCAAUGAUGACAUAUCUGCCCUCACCGCCUCCAACCUGCUCAAGAAGUACGCCGAGAAAUAUUCCGGGAUUCUUGAGAUGCCAGGCUCUUACUCCGAGGUGCCUGGGGUCCCCGCAGUGAUGAACGGUCGAAAAGCUGAGUCUGAGCCCUGGCAGGAUGGUGUCUACCCCAUGAGCUGCAUCCCAGAGGGACUUUCUGUGAGAAAGGGAGGUGUGGCUGCUGCUUCUGAAGUGGUCUCUGGUAUCUGCAGCUCCCCGGGCCUGGCUUCCAGCACCCUGAGCGAGCCCAGCUACUCCAGCAGCAGCUGUGGGAGCCACUCCGCUACGGCUCUCCACUCCUCCUCCAUGACCUCUCAGGAAUACGGCCCCACAUACACCGGAUCAUACCUGCACAGUAGUUACAGCUCCCAGUCUGCCCCCGCUGCAGCCCUUCCCUCCCCACUGCACAGCUCUGGGCUCCUGCAGCCCCCUCCGCCACCUUCCCACCCCACCAUUGUUCCAGCUUACAAUGGAGGCUCCCCCAACUUGUCUGGUUAUAAUUACCCCCCAGCAGGCUAUCCAGCUCAGAGCGCAGUUGGGCCAGUAUACAGCCCCGGAGGAGCACCCCCUCCCUCCUCAUACCUCCCCUCAGGCAUCGCCGCUCCUACUCCUCUCCCUCCUUCCUCUGCCUUACCUGGAUACCCUUACCAGAGCCACAACCUGACCCCAAUUGCCCCCACUCCCCUCAACUCUAGCUCCUCCAACACGUUGAAAAGGAAGGCGUUCUACAUGACAAGCCAAGGAGAGAUGGACUCAUCUUAUGGUAACUUUGGCUAUCCCCAGGCACGGAGCUCAACGGAGAGUCCAAUGUACAGGGGGGCAGACAGCAGCAGUGCAAAUGGAGGCCCUAACAGCGGAGGUGGGGGUGGCUUUGACAGGAAUCCAGAUAAAUCAUCCUUACCUUUUAAUCCUCAGAAACAGUCCACAAUGUCAUCAGAACAGCAGCAACAGAGAAAGUACGGCAGCCAGGCAGCAGGUGGGCCGCUGACUCCCCCAGCCUACGUUUCCUCCACCCUGGGGGGCUCACGUUCAGCAGACGCUCUUGCCAGCUUCACUUCCCCUUCCCUUAGUGAGCAAGGUGCUGAUGAUCACCGCCUCCACCUUUCCCACUCAGCACCAGGGCCUACCUCUUCCUCAUCCUCUGCCUCGUCUCGCCCUGCUGAGGAGCAAUUGAAAACCUGUGACCCUCACCUCCUGGACCUUGUGACCUCAGAAAUUGUUCAGCAGGGCCCUCCUGUGGACUGGAGUGACAUUGCUGGUCUAGAACUAGUCAAAGUUACCUUGAAGGAGGAGGUCCUGUGGCCCAUUUUACGUCCAGACAUGUUCAGUAGUUUAGGACUGGCCCCUCGCUGUGUGUUGCUUUUUGGCCCGAGGGGCAGUGGCAGGACGUUGCUGGGUCGCUGCCUCGCCAGUCAGUUGGGGGCAACAUUUCUCCAGCUCAGCGGCUCAACUUUAGCCACCAAGUGGCUGGGUGACGGAGAGGAAAUUAUCCGUGCAUCAUUCCUGGUGGCCCGUUGCCGGCAACCCUCGGUACUCUUCAUUAGCGAGGUGGACAUGCUCCUGUCAGCCCACAUCAGUGAAGAGAGUCCAAUCACCCGACUGAAGGGGGCACUACUCACCCAGCUGGACUCUCUCCUUAUGAGCUCAGGUGAAGAUGGUGGCAACCAAGUCCUAGUUAUUUGUUCCACAAGCAGACCUCAAGACAUGGAUGAAGGCCUGCGAAGGUACUUUACUCGAAGGGUACUAGUGCCCCUACCGGACAGCGCAGCUCGACACCAGAUCAUGAACCAGGUCCUGGCCCAAUCCCAGCACAAAUUCUGCUUAAGCGAGGAGGAGCUGGCACUGCUGGUGCAGCGUACUGAGGGUUUCUCUGGACUGGAUUUGGCCAGACUCUGCCAGGAGGCCCUUGUAGGUCUAUUGCAUGUCUCAGCACAGGGCAUGGACAUGACAGGCAUGAUGCCCCGGGGCCAGAUCAGGCCCCUGACCUACCAGGACAUUGAAGGUGUCUGUUGUAAAUUCCAAGCCAGUAUAUCGCAGAAAGAGAUUGACACUUACACCGAGUGGAACAAAAUGUUUGGCUGCAGCCAGUGAACAAAUAGGCACUGCCCUUGAGAAAAAGAGGCUUCCACAAUUCCUCCCCUCAGGGCAUAAGCAUUGUGCCAGAGGGAAAGGUCCACAGAAGGCUGACACAAGCCUGCUGUGUCCUCACAGAGAACCUGGUUUGACGUGACAACAAGCAGUUUUGCAGUUAAUGAGAGAAUUUUAAUACAAGUGCUUGACAAGUCAGGCACCGUUUACACAUUUCAAACAAGUCAGCUUCAUGUGAGACACCCUAGUGUCCGUGUACAUAUAUUGUAUGUUGUUGUUCUUGAGAUUUAGUUGGCUAUCCAAGUGCCUGAAGUGGUGCUUUCUGAGUUCUCUUAAUUUGCCUCACAAUCUAAAUUCAUGGCAUGAGCUGAUGAUUAUUAAGAGCUUUAAACCUUCAGCAGAGAGUCUGAAGAACGGAUUGACAGUUAGCAGCGGGGGUGGUUAUUCAUCAUUUAAUGUCUUUUGUUGCGGCGGUCUAUUGGGAUGGCGAGAGUCUGGGCCCUACAUUGCGUGUCUGCAAAACAAACAAACAAACAAACAAAUAACUCUCAGGAAAGCAUUUGUAAAUUGUACAGUACCUUGGGAUAUCUCAACAAAAAGCACUAAGAUUUGAGAAGAGAAUCUUUCACAUUUAGGUGGACCUCAGUGGGGCUGGGUUAAAAUCACAAAGAGGUGACAAUGAAUGUACUAGAUGUGUUCUGAUCAGUAGAACAUGAUCUACAGUGAGAGUAACGCAUCGUGUCUUUAUUUUCCCAUCAAAGCAGGUUUUUUAGUUACCUGCAUCUUAACCAAUCCUGAAAUGUAUUUCCUUCGUUCUUUACAAACUGUAAUACCACUCUGCUGCCUAGCUUGGGUUGAGGUGUUAGAAGCAGGCAGGUGUAUUGAGGCCGGUAGGUGUUGUAGAUACACAUUGUUCAUGUAACACAAUCUAGGCUAUGUGGUCAUGCUGUUUGGAAGCUCCAUCAGUUUAUCAGGCGUUUAUUUAUUUAUAUUAUUUUGUCAUAUUACUUGUAAAAAUGUUCCUGGGUGUAGAAAAGCAUUAAAGAAAAUCAAAUCUGAAAAUAUACAUGCUAGUGAGCCUAAUGGCUAAUUGUAGCCAUAUGUGGGACCUUAUCCUCCAACUCUUAAAAUAAAAUAAGCAAUCUUUUAAAAGCAUUCAUAUCCUUUGAACUUUUUCACAAUUUGCAACAUUAAAAUAAAACGUUUAAUAAGUAAAAUCUGAAUAGUGUGGUAUGCAUUUGUAGUUGGCACUCUUUAACGUGACCCUUGGAUUGCCAGAAGAGUCCCAACUGUGUGUAAUUUAAUAUCUUAAUAAUGCAGCUGUUCUGUAAAGACCAUGCUUGUAGUGAAAUACGGUGGUGGUAGCAUCAUGCUGUGAGGAUGCUUUUCUUCAGUUAAAUAUUUAAUAUAUAUAAAGAAUGGAGGUAGGAUAUUUAUGUUAAAAAAACAUGGCAGUACCUAGACGUGCGAAGCCGGUAGAGGGCCACCCCAAAAGCUUUAGUUACAGUGAAGAUUGCUUCUGCAAAGUAUUCACUCGAGCGUUGAAUAUAAAUGCACUCCACACUUUUGAGAUUGUCAUUUGUAAAACAUUUUGAAAGCCAUGACGUUUUCCACCCACCUCAAAAUUAUCUGCUACUUUGUGCAUGUCUAUCUCAUGAAAUCUCAGUAGAAUAUAUUAAAGCUUGUGAACUUAAUGUGAUUAAAAAAUGUGAGUUCUAUGGGUGUGAAUACUUUGGCAAGGCUCUAUCCAUAUCUUAAAAUGGAAAGUUACCAUUACCAUAGUAUCAAAGAUGAGUUCCAAUGUCACAUCUAUGAUGUAUUCAAUUAAUGUUUGGUAUUAUUUGACAUCAUUUCUUACAUUUCUUUUAUUUCUGUCAGCAUCCAGGAAGCUAAUGCUUAGUGUGUUCAGUUUAAGGUCUAGUCAAAAUGCCACAUUCUCUGUCUGUUUUGCUGCUUCUAAUCUUUUCUGUAGAAAUGCUACUGAAAUUUAAAACAAGAAAAGGAAAACAAGAUUCGUUCAUCCAACUGCUCAUUUAUUCUUGUUAAAGAUCAACUGAGUUAUAUUAACUGGUUAGGUUGAUUCGAUUUGUUUCCCUUUUGGUUAGUUACAAUGCAAAGUGUGGAAAUGGAGUAAAGUGAGGAAAAGAAAUUGUUGUCCAUACGUCUUGGAUUUCUUUUUUGAACUAAAACUUGAUUGUUUGCAUUCAGUGCUGUAAUAAAACAUGAUGUGGGUCUGAUAUAAUAAUAAAUACUGCUAUUGAUAAAUGAUUAA